UCGUUCCAAAGGGAGGUCACUCUAAACUAACGGUGACAUCGAAAACAAAAAUAUGACGGAGUCAGAGAAAUGAGACUGCUAAUAGUUUUAGUUUUAUUGACAGCAGUGGAUAUCAUAAGUCCGUCUGAUUCAACAACAUUAAGAUUCGUACAAAUUCUGUUCCGCCAUGGUGACCGUAGUCCGACCCAUGUGUACCCCACAGACCCCUAUCAGGAGGACUCCUGGCCCCAGGGGUUUGGGCAGCUCUCCAAGGUUGGCAUGCAGCAGAUGUAUGAAGUGGGUCAGUUCAUCAGAACACGCUAUGUAGGCGCUGGCUUCCUGACUGCUAACUACACAAACACAGAGAUUCGUGUUCAGAGCACAGACAUUGACAGAACGUUGAUGAGCGCCUACUGUGUUCUCACUGGCCUUUAUCCACCAGAGGGCAGUCAAGUUUGGAAUGGCACAUUACCAUGGCAACCAAUACCAGUGCACACAGUUCCCCGAUCAGAGGAUUAUCUGCAUCUGCACUGCCCGGCCUAUGAGAAGGCGUACGAGGAGAUGAUGAAGAGUCCCCCCGUGAUUCAGAUACAGAAUGAACACAAGGAUCUUAUAGACUAUAUCUCCCAGCAUGCUGGUCUGAGUGCUACACUUGACAGUCUACUCCUGAUAAUGGAUCCUCUCUUGUGUGAGCAAAUACACAUGAAGCCCUAUCCAUCAUGGCUGACAGUAAACAACACUGCAGACAAAAUCCUCCAGCUGUUGGAUCUGAAAGGCCAACUGAGGACAAAGACACCCGAACUUGUUCGCAUCAGGGGAGGUCCACUGCUUGGAAGAAUAAUACAGAAUAUGAAAGACCAGAUCACUAAUAAUUUGACAAAGAAGGCCCUUCUCUUCUCCGCACAUGACUCCACAAUCGAAGCCUUUCUUAGUACCAUGAAUGCAUUCAAUGGUCUCUACAUCCCCUACGCAGCCAGUGUCUACGUGGAACUACACGUCAUCAAUGAUGCUCCAGUUGUGAAGGUGUUGUACAGAAAUGACACCACUGCUGAACCCUAUGUGCUCAAAAUAAAAGGUUGCGGGGACCACUGCACUGUGUCGAAACUGGAACAACUGACUAAGCAUAUGAUACCAGCCGAUCCCAAGGCCACCUGUGAGGGGGACACACACAGGGAGCACGUGUCAGGAGCAACAAUAGCUGUAGCUGUCCUCAUCCCGGUACUCCUGGCAGUAUUCCUGGCCAUCCUGGCAGUGAGGUUUAUGCAAGAGAGGAAGCGACAGGCUUUGUACCGAUACCGACCGGUCAACGAACACUUGUGACUAGCACGAUGGCGGAUCUGUCGGAUCAGAAACAUUCCACUUUUUAUCAAAUCUUGUUUUUUGCAAGUUGCAAGAUGUUUUCCUCGCAAAAAAUUCAAAUGAUAUGAGACUCCCUUUUUUCAUAUACUAGAUCUGAUACAGUUGUAUUAUUUUCUGAUUCAGAGCUGCUUGACCGAAGAUUCAAUAUGAAGUGUUUUUCAUCUAUAUAUACAAUACAUAUCACCAUUGGGUGAUCAUCUUCCCGAGGCAAAGGUGUUCACUGACUGUUAAAGUCCAGUUUCCACCCUUGCCGAACUCGGCUGGAUUUUCCAGGCUCCAUCGUAGUGCCUCCAGUGGCUUUUACAAGUUAUAUCCCUUCUAUGUCCCUCCUAUUGACCAAUCAGAUUCAACCUCUCAUAUCAUUUGCAUUUGCUUCUAACAAAAUGGCAAAAAUCCAUGUUGUUUUCGAACCGGGUGCCUAGUUGGUCACGCGAGUUUGAUAGGUCCAAAAUGUAACUCCGGAAUACCAGCCUAGUUGGGCAAGGGUGAAAACUGGACUUUUGAAGUCAGUUAACUCCCUUGCCUGAGGAAAAUGUUGGUUGAUUCCCAUGUCAUCUUCCAGACCAGACCAGUAUGUUUACUUGUCUUUCAGUUAAGCCAUCCAAUCCAUUUGGGGAUAAAUUGUAAAACAAGUAACAGGGCUCAAUUUGAAAAAUGCAACCUAAUAGUCAUGUCUACAUGCACCAAGUACAUGUCAAAAAUAUUCUGACUAACCCUUACUUGUCCACCCAACAACGAUCUUUAAACACACACUCCAUACCUUAGAAUCUUAGCUUUAUGUACCAUCCUACAUCACUAAUCCAUGUGUUAUGUGUAAUUCAUGACACAGCCAUCUAAGAUCGGAGAUUGUACAUUAUAUUUAGACUAGUUUAUGCAUCCAUGUUUCAACUUUUAUAAAUUUUUGUUACCAAGGUGCAACCUGGUUUUUGCAACUAGCUUUUGAUGUCUACAUGCAUCUGGUGCAAGUUAAAUCAAUUUCCUGAAAUCGAGCCCUGAGUAAGAAACUUUGUCUAGCCUCAAUGUGCCAUGUUCAGGAAGAGGUUUUAACAUUAAUACCUUGUCGACAGUAGCUUGGUGGAGGAACUUCAUUCUAGUCAUUCUACUUUUGUAGAUUGAAACUCUGACAUUCUACAUAAACAUCAUGAAGGUAAUAAGUCCCCCCAAAACCAAAAGGCUGUUUCUGGUUUCCAUGCCAACCUUCACCUGGAGCCCGGACCCUGAGUUUUUCCUCGUUUCUUGAGUUGCACGACAGCUUUUUCACCAUCCUGGUAUAUUGUUCGUAUCUUACGCCACUGGCAUAAUUAUCUUGGGCAAAUACAGCAAAUUACCAUUUUCCCCACCUGUUUAUCCUCAUUUAGGUUGGCCUGAAAUUGGAAACACACAUUUUUUGACCUAACAUAACAUUCCCAAGCUUGAAAAAUAUGUUAUCAGUAUUACAGAAUAUUUCUGUACAGUCGAAGAAGAGGAUGACAGGUCUUUUGAAGGGAUGUUUGAUCAUUUAAUUAAACGUCACAUAGAAUCUGUGUACUGAUUUUGUAAGAUGUGAACCUUGUGGUGAAUAAUUGAAAUUCAACAUUGAAUUUAGACAUAAAAUUCAACAUUGCUGUCAGAACAUUUCAACACUGACAUUCAACACUGACAUUCAACAAUGACAUUCAACACUGACAUUCAACACUGACAUUCAACAAUGACAUUCAACAAUGACAUUCAACAAUGACAUUCAACAUGGUAAUUGAUAAUUAUCACAACAGUGCAUGUCUCAAAAUGGCUGUGGCAGAAGAUGAAUUAUGAUAAGAAUAUUGAAAUAUAUUUUUUUAAGGCCUUGCAGACAACUGUCAACCUUAGAGCAUAAAAAAACGAGAAUAUUCUUUUUGCUUUUAUUUUUCUGAUUUCGAGAGGCAUGGAAAGCCUUUCAUCUUCCCUCUCAGACGUUAUGCAUCGUUACCAUUGCUGACCACUACCAUUGUAGAAAUGGCCUCCAUUUUGAAGCUGAAAGGGACUCUAUCCAACUGUCAUGGGUUCAGGGAACUCAGGUGUUUCAGUGUCACAAAUUAAGUAUGGAGGGCAUUGGUCUUGUAUUGACCCAAAGUUAUCGAGUCAGAGGGUCCCUAGAUGCAAGUACUAUAACAGCAAACCCCAGCACCCUCUUAAUCUCAAACACUGUAUUGUGUUUCCUACUUCAUUGACAUAUCUUUAUGUAUCAUAGAGGAAUGUAUGAUUGAAUACCCACAAUCUUAGAGAAACCGUUGGGUGUAGCAGGGAUAGACACAGCCGCUAGUCCAAGACUAGUCCAAGACUAGUCCAAGACUAGUGAAAGUUGAUAUGGAACAGUUCUGUCCAAAACUAGCCCGAAGCCCAAGUCUAGUAACAUUAUGCUUGGUCUAGUAAGCUCAGCUAAUAGUAGUACAUGUUAUAACACUUAAGUCUACUGAAAAUGAUGCGAAGGGUCCAGUUCGGGCGAGCGGACUCAAAAGUUUUUGGCACUGUUUGUUCUUUUCUCACAACAUAACCCCUAGUCUGAAAUGAGGUGGGAACUAGUUGGAUAUGACCAAGGUUGUCUACCCCUGUGGACUGUUGUUGUCUUAACCAUGCAAUGGUGAGUGUGCGUGUGCGUGUGCGUGUGCAUGUUUUCUUUAUAGUGGAUACAUACCCUUGCAUCACUUUGUUUGUUUUUAAAAUUUUAGACAUAUUUUGAAUGUGGAUUUGUACUUACGCAUUGUAAGGAUAAGAUUUAUGGAUGAACAACUUCUUUAUGACAGUAGCGUCUGCCCGGAGAGCGGAAGGUCUGGGGUUCGAUCCCUGGCCGCGUCAUACCAAAAGACGUUAAAAGAUGGUACUUGUU
Haliotis rufescens (red abalone) is the source of this 4180-nucleotide messenger RNA. RefSeq names its product prostatic acid phosphatase-like. Gene Ontology annotation, biological process: dephosphorylation. NCBI's taxonomy places the organism in Eukaryota, Metazoa, Mollusca, Gastropoda, Lepetellida, Haliotidae. The transcript is spliced from 11 exons. The coding region runs from base 70 to 1299 and encodes 409 amino acids. Gene Ontology annotation, molecular function: phosphatase activity. The record is from RefSeq and is a predicted model, not a curated record.